UGGAAAGCAACAGAGCUGUUCUGUGGAGGAGCUCGAGAUCCCGGGGCAGAGUCCAGGGCGGCUCCAGGAUCCUUCACACAUGCCCGCUGAACCCUGAGUGCCCUGAGUCGCAGGGAUGGGGCGGGCAGCGGCUGCCGCCAUGAUCCAGGGCCUGGUCCUGCUCUGGGCAGCGGUGCUGGGGGGUGCCACCCCCACCUCCCCUCGCCUUCGACUCUCCUUCUCAGAGCUGCAGGCCCGGCAUGGGCUUCGGACCUUCAGGCUGGAGCGGACCUGCUGCUAUGACACUUUGCUGGUGGACGAAGAGCGUGGACGCCUGUUCGUGGGCGCUGAGAACCAUGUGGCCUCCCUCAACCUGGACAAUAUCAGCAGGCGGGCCAAAAAGCUGGCCUGGCCGGCCCCAGUGGAUUGGAGAGAGGAGUGCAACUGGGCGGGCAAAGACAUCGGGACAGAAUGCAUGAACUUCGUGAAGCUGUUGCACUCCUACAACCGCACCCACCUGCUGGCUUGUGGCACAGGGGCCUUUCACCCCACCUGCGCCUUCAUAGAGGUGGGCCACCGGCUGGAGGAACCUGUGCUGCGGCUGGACCUCCGAAGGCAGGAGGAUGGCAAGGGAAGGAGUCCUUAUGAUCCCAGCCAUCGCGCUGCCUCCGUGCUGGUGGGGGAGGAGCUGUACUCAGGGGUAGCAGCGGAUCUCAUGGGCCGGGACUUCACCAUCUUCCGCAGCUUGGGCCGCCGCCCUAGUCUCCGAACAGAACCACAUGAUUCUCGCUGGCUGAAUGAGCCCAAAUUCAUCAAGGUGUUUUGGAUCCCCGAGAAUGAGAACCCCGAUGAUGACAAAAUCUACUUCUUCUUCCGGGAGCUGGCAGUAGAAGCCUCGCCAGCUCUGGGACACCAGUCUGUGUCUCGCGUGGGCCAGAUCUGCCGGAAUGACGUGGGCGGCCAACGAAGCCUGGUCAACAAAUGGACCACGUUCUUGAAGGCACGACUGGUCUGCUCGGUGCCGGGCAUGGAAGGGGACACACACUUCGACCAGCUGCAGGACUUAUUCCUUUUGGCUUCCCGAGACCGCUGGACCCCACUGCUUUAUGCUGUGUUCACCACCUCCAGUGACAUCUUCCAGGGCUCAGCAGUGUGUGUAUACAGCAUGAAUGAUGUGCGACGAGCCUUCCUCGGACCCUUUGCACACAAAGAGGGACCCUUGCACCAGUGGGUAGCCUAUCAGGGCCGAGUUCCCUAUCCCAGGCCUGGUAUGUGCCCCAGCAAGACUUUUGGCACCUUCAGUUCCACCAAGGACUUUCCCGACGACGUCAUCCAGUUUGCCCGUAACCACCCCCUUAUGUAUAACUCAGUCCUGCCCAUGGGGGGGCGACCUCUUUUCCUACAAGUGGGUGCCGGCUACACCUUCACCCAGAUCGCCGCGGAUCAUGUAGUAGCUGCUGAUGGACACUACGAUGUCCUCUUCAUCGGCACAGAUGUGGGCACUGUGCUGAAGGUGAUCUCUGUACCCAAGGGCGGGGUACCCAAUGCUGAGGGGCUACUUCUGGAGGAACUACAGGUGUUUGAGGAUUCAUCUGCUGUCACCAGUAUGCAAAUUUCCUCCAAAAGGCACCAGCUCUACGUAGCCUCGAGGAGUGGGGUGGCCCAGAUUCCGCUGCACAGGUGUGCUGCCCACGGUCGAGCCUGCGCAGAAUGCUGCCUGGCACGGGACCCCUACUGCGCCUGGGAUGGGGCCACAUGCACACGGUUCCAGUCCAGCUCCAAGAGGAGAUUCCGGAGACAAGAUGUCAGGAACGGAGACCCCAGCGCACUGUGCUCCGGAGACACAUCCCAUCCUGUGCUGCUGGAGCAGAAGGUGUUUGGUGUGGAGGGAGGCAGUGUUUUCCUGGAAUGUGAGCCUCGAUCACUACAAGCUCACCUAGAUUGGACUUUCCAGCGUGCAGGGGAGCAAGCCAGCACCCAGGUGCCGGCGACGGAGCGGGCCGAGCGCACCCGGGCCGGGCUGCUCUUGCGGGGGCUUCGGCGCAGGGACGCGGGCCUUUACCUGUGCACCGCGGUGGAGCAGGGCUUCUCGCAGCCGAUGCGCCGCCUGGCACUGCAUGUGCUGAGCGUGGCACAGGCUGAGCGCCUGGCCAGGACAGAGGAUGCAGCCCCGGGGGCCCCACCGCCCGGCCCCAAGCUCUGGUACCGGGACUUUCUGCAACUGGUGGAACCGGGCGGCGGGGGCUCGAACUCCCUGAGGAUGUGCCGGCCUCCCCCUGCACCCCAAACCCCGCCCGAGUCACCCCCCGAGUUGCCCCGGAGGAAGGGGCGCAACCGGAGGACACAUGCCCAGGAGCCGCCAAGGGCAGAGCGGGGCCCUCGAAGCGCUGCACACUGGUGACUUGGUGACCUGGCCAUCCCCGAGCCAGGGACCUAACAGGAGACGAGGCCUGGGAGAAGGGACAGAUGGACUCUGGCCUGGGAGAAGGGAUGGACAGACCUUGGCCUGGGAGAAGGGACUGGCAGAUCCUGGGAGACUGACAGCCAGGCCCACUAUGGUCCCUGGCCAUAGUGACACCGACAACCACGACACCACGACAGGCCCUGGCCGAGGGGCAGCCGCUGCUCUGGCUUAUUUAUUAACAAAGGAUCAAUAAUUACCCUUGAUUGUGGCCCCAAGAGGGGCGGCCCAAGCCAGGCACAGGGUCCCAAGCUCGAUCGUUCGCUCCCUCGUUGCCAGGGACAGGGCAGAGGAUCAGAGCCUUCCCGGGAAUGACCAGGGAAGGAAAGGAGGUGCCCCUGGCGCCUCUGGAAGGAAGAAGCCCAGAAGAACUUGGCAAAGAGCAGAAGCUGUGAAGAGGCUGGGCCAUGGGGUGGUUGGGGUGGACCGACUGUACUAACACAAUAAACUCUUCCCUGCGCCGCAAUGGCCCAAGCAGAGAACUGCUGCCUUGUGGUCUUGCCAUGUGGCCCCGGGGUGCCUUCCUAGCACUCUCGGGACCUCGGUUUCUUGUGUCUGGGAUGCUGCGGAUGAGA
Messenger RNA from Suncus etruscus (white-toothed pygmy shrew), 3015 nucleotides. It is a transcript of the gene SEMA3B, whose product is annotated as semaphorin 3B. The coding region runs from base 116 to 2380 and encodes 754 amino acids. Lineage: Eukaryota; Metazoa; Chordata; Mammalia; Eulipotyphla; Soricidae. Gene Ontology annotation, biological process: positive regulation of cell migration; negative regulation of axon extension involved in axon guidance; axon guidance. The record is from RefSeq and is a predicted model, not a curated record. The transcript has 18 exons. Gene Ontology annotation, molecular function: semaphorin receptor binding; chemorepellent activity.